GAAACAUCGAGAAUGAACCACCAGCUGCCACUUUCUUAACAAUACCAUACCAUCCUGUCCAUCCUCACCCUCCAGUCCAAGCUCCGUGCCCGCAUAUAUCAACGCCCAUGGACCUUGCGACAACAGCCAUCGUGACUGCACGGAUUGAGAAAGCCGGGCACGGCGACCGGCCAAGAUGGCACGACAGCCGAAUAAUCCAAAAGAUGCGGAAGUCGGCCGGGGAACUGUGCCGCACGCCCCCGGGUUACGUCACGGCCGCCUUCGUGUGCUCGCUUGGCGGCUUCAUCUUCGGCAUCGACACCGGCAUCAUUGGACCCGUCACGGUGAUGAGCGACUUUAAGCAUUACGUCGGCAAUCCCUCGCCCACGGUCCACGGCGUCAUCGUUUCCUCCAUCCUCAUCCCCGCCGCCGUUUCCUCUUGCUUUGCCGGCCGGCUCGCCGACGCCUUGGGCCGGUCACGGGCCAUUGUAAUCGGGUCCUUGAUCUUCGCCCUGGGCGCUGCCUUGGAAGCGGGCUCGGUCCAUAUCGCCAUGUUUAUCCUGGGCCGCGUCGUGGAAGGUGUGGGCGAAGGCCUCUAUUUUGGCACCUUAAUCGCCUACAUCUGCGAAAUAUCCCCGCCCCGCUACCGCGGCGCGCUCACGACGGCGCCACAGCUGCUCACGACGAUCGGUAUCGUCACGGGCUUUUUCACCUGUUACGGAACCGUCGAAAUCCCCACGUCUCUCUCGUGGCGCCUGCCGUUCGCGCUGCUCGCCGUGUACGCCUUCAUUUUUGCCGCCGUCGUCUUUGCCUGGCUGCCGCCCUCGCCGAGGUGGCUCUCCCUCCAGGGCCGCGUCGACGAGGCCGAGCGGGCCUGGGAGAAGCUCGGAGUCGCCCACGCUGAUCGCGAGAAGAUCAUGAACCAAAUGGACGCCUCAGUUGGUGCGCCCGAGGCCGCCCCGACCGAAAGGGGAACGCGACGGGCACCGCCGACCACGGGGAGGGACAAGCUGCUCGACGUUUUCUCGCCCGACGCACGUAUGCGUUUCCUCAUGGCCGUUUUCCUCAUGGGCAUGCAGCAGCUCAGCGGCAUCGACGGCGUCCUCUACUAUGCCCCGUUGCUCUUCCAACAAGCAGGCAUCAACACGGACCAGUCGACAUUCCUGGCCUCGGGGGUCUCGGCCAUUGUCAUCUUUGGAGUUACGAUUCCCGCCACUAUCUACGCCGACCAGUGGGGGCGACGUAUCAGUACGAUUCUAGGCGGGCUAGCAAUGACUGCGACGAUGUUCCUAAUGGGUGGCCUCUAUGCUGGGGGCGCCGUUGAGGGCGCCGGACGAUGGGUUGUCAUCGUUUGCAUCUACUUGUUUUCUGUCCUUUAUUGCAUAUCCUGGGCCGUGAGCAUAAAGCUCUAUGCCGCCGAGAUCCAGCCCCAGCGGACCCGUGCAAGUGCUACGAGUAUCGCCCACGGCAGUAACUGGAUUACCAACUUCCUGGUGGCAUUGUUUACGCCGUCCCUGUUGGCCAAUUCGAGUUAUGGUGCUUACUUUUUGUUUGGGGCUUGUACUCUUUUCACUGCCCUAGUAUGCUGCGUGUUUAUGCCCGAGACGAGGGGAAAGAGUCUGGACGAGAUUGAUCAGGCGUUUCACGGCCGGAGCCCGCAGGCUGCGCUGAAGCGCCUGGUUGGGAAAUUGAAGGGAGGACCGAGUGGACGCGUCGGGCCGAUUCUUGAGGGACAGAACACAUCAGACUCAAGCGGCGCAAUCGGGAGCAAAGCGCAGCAAGUGGCCUGAGAGAAGUGCUGCAGGAAAAAAAGAACGAGUCCAAACAAGCUUUCGGGUUUUAACACGGACCCAAUUGCAUGUAAUUUCAAAAGUGAGCUGGAGAAAACCUGGAUCACGAGCUUUGAUGCACAAAAAGCCGAAACUGGUGGCGUGAUUCACAGUAACAGAGACGGAUGUAGGUACCUUAGGCAAAACGAGAUAUCUAUAUUAUUAGAAAAGCUGCCAGCAA
Molecule: messenger RNA, 1989 nt
Organism: Chaetomium fimeti
Lineage: Eukaryota; Fungi; Ascomycota; Sordariomycetes; Sordariales; Chaetomiaceae
Product: general substrate transporter
Exons: 1
Coding region: 108-1769 (553 amino acids)
Biological process (GO): transmembrane transport; carbohydrate transport
Cellular component (GO): membrane
Molecular function (GO): carbohydrate:proton symporter activity
Source: RefSeq, a predicted model, not a curated record